AUGAUAAUUGGAGACUUCAACAAUGUCAUGACAAACCAUGAUAGAAUUGGAGGGAAGCAAGUGAAUCUGGCUGAAUACACUGAUCUUGAACAGAUGAUGGAGGAUGUUGGCUUGUUUUCACGUGAAACUAAAGGAGAGUAUUUCACAUGGAACAAUAGGCAUGCAAAUAACAUGAUAUACUCUAGAAUUGACCAUGCCAUAUGCAAUAGAGAUUGGUUCAGUCAAUUUCCUCAUUGCAUUAUCACUGUGAUGCAUCCACACAUUUCAGAUCAUGCUCCAUUGAGAGUGCAGAUGUUGGGAAGAGACACAUUACCUAAAAGAAGAUCAAAUUUCAAAUUCCUCAAUUGCAUCACUGACAGAGCUGAGUUCAUUGAUACAGUUAGACAAAACUGGGAUCAUUCAGGGGAUGAUAGACCUAUGUACAAAGUUUGGAGAAAUUUGAAAAAGCUACAACCUAGCAUGAGGGAGCUUAGUAAGAAUACCACAGAGAAUGUGAAACACAUUCAACAACACAGACUCAACCUACAACAAGCCCAAGCUGAACUAUUACAAGACAGAUUUAAUGGAGAGCUAGUGAACAAAAUUACUCAGCUAACUACUGAGCUUAUGACAGCCUCUGAAUUGGAAGAACAAAUUCUGAAACAAAAAGCCAAGGUAGAUUGGUUUCUUCUUGGUGAUGGAAAUAAUAGAUACUUUUAUGAGAUGUUGAAAAGUAAGAACAAAGCUGCAGGGAUCUAUGCUCUUGAGGACUCAAAUGGCAUGGAAGUAACUGGACAGGAUUCCAUUGAAAGAGAGGUCCUUAAGUUCUAUGGGGACUUGAUUGGGAAGGCUAGCAAUCAAUUGAGGCAUAUAAAUGUGGAGGUCUUAAGGAGUGGCAAUCAACUCAGUCAUGCACAUCAAAUGGAGUUGAUACAAUCUGUUAUUGAAAAGGAAAUCCUAGCAGCUCUAAAGAGUAUUGGAGACACAAAGGCACCUGGCAUUGAUGGCUAUUGUAACACCCCACACAUAUAUGUCUAG
Vicia villosa (hairy vetch) is the source of this 1017-nucleotide messenger RNA. RefSeq lists its product as uncharacterized. Bases 1 to 1017 code for a protein of 338 amino acids. The record is from RefSeq and is a predicted model, not a curated record. NCBI's taxonomy places the organism in Eukaryota, Viridiplantae, Streptophyta, Magnoliopsida, Fabales, Fabaceae. The transcript has a single exon.